Lactuca virosa is the source of this 1226-nucleotide messenger RNA. The record is from the annotation of a GenBank genome assembly. NCBI's taxonomy places the organism in Eukaryota, Viridiplantae, Streptophyta, Magnoliopsida, Asterales, Asteraceae.
AAACCCCAAAGCUUCCUUCUUUUCAACGCUCUCAGUUGCUAUUUUGCGAGCACUACCAAAACAAAACUAUUUCAAUUUGAAGAUGAUGAUAAUUAUAUCCAUAAAUCAUUUCAAUCAUGAACAAGAACCCACUUCGAUAAUCACUCCAUUUUGUUUCUAAUCCGUCAAACUGAAACGAAAACGAAGCGAUAAUGGAAUUCCCUCCAAGUUUUUUCAAAGGGUUUACUUCUUCUGAGGAAUAUGCGUUGAAGGAGAUGAUGAUGAUGAGAGGGGGCUGUGGUCGGACGACGUCGUCUUCUUCAUUGGUGUUGGAUAAUGAAAGGGGAGAGAUAGUGAGGGCUCUGGUUAGACCUGGCAGUAUUCAUCAUCAUCAUCAUAAUUCUCAUGUUCAUCAUCAUCAUAAGGGGGCAAAAGCAGAGAAAGCUUUAAUGGCUUUGAGGAAUCAUAGCGAGGCGGAGAGACGGCGGAGAGAGAGAAUCAACGGCCAUCUCUCUAUGCUUCGUAGCCUCAUUCCAGGCACUACUAAGAUGGACAAAGCCUCAUUACUAGCCGAAGUCAUCUCCCAUCUAAAUCAAAUGAGGAAAACAGCCACCGAAUCCACCAAAGGCGUUCUUAUACCAAUGGACAUCGAUGAAGUAAAAGUCGAACAAGAAGAUGACACCAUUGGUCUCAAUGGAUCCUCAUAUUCCAUAAAAGCCUCUUUAUGUUGCGAAUAUAAACACGAAGUCCUCUCAGAUUUGAAAGAAGCCAUUGAUGGACUCCAUUUAAAAACAAUUCGGGCAGAAAUUGCAACUUUAGGAAGCAGAAUGAUUAACCUUUUUGUAAUUACAGGUAGCAAAGAUGAUGUGAACAUCAAGGAUAUUGUGAGUUCGGUUCGCCAAGCUCUCAAAUCGGCAUUAGUAAUACUCACAGCUACAGGAAGCACAAAUACAGGUCCUGUCACGAGAUCUAGAUCUCGGGCCGUAACAAAUUUGAUAUCACAGCCACUCGUGAUGUCUACUCAACAGGAAGAAUUGAUGAAGAAGCUAGAAGCAUUCAUGGUCCAGCAAACUGAAAAUACGCUUGAACUGAAGGGGGGCAAUCGAAGCCUUGCAGCCAAGCAUGCGACGCUGGAAGAGAGUUUAAUUAUCACAAUCCCAAAACAAGGUCAACAAAAAGGGUCUGAAGCAAGCGAGGAAGAAGAAGAGAUGGACCAACAAUUUGAAGAUAGCAGCGAACUAGCCUAA